AUGGCUUCGUCGACCGACCAGGAGGUGUGGACCGAGACAACGGGUGCGUCGACGGUCGGGUUGAACGCCGCAGCUGAGACAGCCGAGUCGGAGCAAGUGUCAGGAUCAGCGAUGGAAGGGGUAGAUCCUGCAGAGGUUCUCCCUGCAGAAGUCAUGGUCCAUGUCCUUGCGUAUUUGUCGGCUGAGGACAUGGCCCGGGCGGCGCGCGUGAGUAAGCGAUGGAAGGUUGCGGCGAGCGACAACUACCUCUGGCUGCGGUUGUUUGAGCAGCGCUUCCCGUUUGCGGCACCCGAGCUCAAGCGCCGGUUCCGGGAGAGCGGAGCGGUCGACUGGCGCUCCGAGUUCCGCAACACUGUCGCUGCCGAGGCGGAUGCUUUGCACAAGAUGUGCACCGAGCUGCAAGAGCCCGGCCUUGCCCACUCGCAUCGGCUGCGCGGCGCGCGCCUCAAGGCCGGCCGCGUCGACGCUCGCAAGCCCCGCAAGACAUCGGCGACGGCGGCGGCCAAGUUCUCGUUCAGCGGCUUUACUAUGGAGCAGGCUCUCGAAGGCAAAGCUUGGUUCAGGGCCUUUGCGCCACGGCGGUCGGCCCGCGCCCCAGCCGGCGCCAACGGAGCGCCGCUUCGCACUCCGCCAGACCCGCACCUCAUCGCCGAGUUCAAUGCUCUCAAGGAGCGCGUCGAGCGGCGCUCUACUCCGUUGCCGGACAAGGAUAAGCAUCAUCUCCAACCGACCUCCCUCGCUGAAUACGAGUCUGCUGUCAUCUUCUUCAAGGAUCUGAUUGCGCCCCGCUGCCCGGCCUAUGGCGCGUAUGCGACACAAGCUCUACGGCCCGUCGACCUCGCGCGCGGCUUUGCCACGCUCUCGUUUGCGCCGCCAGCGUCGGGCCAAGCCUGGUCCGUGAGCAAAGGCGUGGGCGCGGGCGAGAGCAAGGCUCCUGGAGACCAAGACGAUGCCGACGGUGGCGAUGCAGGCGCCUAA
Thecamonas trahens ATCC 50062 is the source of this 978-nucleotide messenger RNA. RefSeq lists its product as uncharacterized. Gene Ontology annotation, cellular component: SCF ubiquitin ligase complex. NCBI's taxonomy places the organism in Eukaryota, Apusomonadida, Apusomonadidae. Gene Ontology annotation, biological process: SCF-dependent proteasomal ubiquitin-dependent protein catabolic process. The coding region runs from base 1 to 978 and encodes 325 amino acids. Gene Ontology annotation, molecular function: protein binding. The transcript is spliced from 2 exons. The record is from RefSeq and is a predicted model, not a curated record.